AUGAUGGCAUUGCGGAGACAAAGUCGUGACUAUGUCGCGUUGGCCAAACCCAGGACCGAGGAAUCCCCAAUGACGAACGGAAACAGCCACUCGGGGCCGAAUCAGAGAGGUGCUGCCGUCACUAUGUCAGCUGGAGGGAGGAGAUUGAGAUAG
Alternaria burnsii is the source of this 153-nucleotide messenger RNA. RefSeq lists its product as uncharacterized. NCBI's taxonomy places the organism in Eukaryota, Fungi, Ascomycota, Dothideomycetes, Pleosporales, Pleosporaceae. The record is from RefSeq and is a predicted model, not a curated record. The transcript has a single exon. Bases 1 to 153 code for a protein of 50 amino acids.